This is a messenger RNA of Thunnus maccoyii (southern bluefin tuna), 1290 nucleotides long. RefSeq names its product endothelin receptor type B-like. Gene Ontology annotation, biological process: vasoconstriction; G protein-coupled receptor signaling pathway; regulation of blood pressure. The transcript is spliced from 7 exons. Bases 1 to 1290 code for a protein of 429 amino acids. The record is from RefSeq and is a predicted model, not a curated record. Gene Ontology annotation, molecular function: endothelin receptor activity. Gene Ontology annotation, cellular component: membrane. Lineage: Eukaryota; Metazoa; Chordata; Actinopteri; Scombriformes; Scombridae.
AUGUGGACUGCGGCUCUUGUUCUUUGUUUGGGAAAUAUUCUCAUCAGCGGAGAGGCCAGUGAUCAGCAUUCAGAACCGUCCUCUGUAAUUGAACUCUCUGAAACAGCGUCCCCUGGUCUUUUAGUACUGGGAAAACAGAAAUCCAACAGCUCAAUUCAUCCACCUCAAGUAGCAGGACCAAAAACACCAAACCCUCCUAUGUGCUUAGAGUCAGCUGGAAUCAGAGACAUCUUCAAAUAUAUCAAUACUAUAGUCUCUUUUGUUGUUUUUGUUGUUGGAAUAGUGGGGAACUCAGCCUUACUGAAAAUCAUAUAUGUAAACAAAAGCAUGAGAAGCGGGCCGAACAUUCUCAUUGCUAGUCUUGCUCUGGGGGAUCUAAUCCACAUUGUGAUAGACAUUCCAAUCAACACAUACAGGCUCAUGGCAGAAGAUUGGCCAUUCGGUUUGGUAUUGUGCAAGCUUGUCCCCUUCAUACAGAAAACCUCUGUUGGAAUUACUGUGUUGAGUUUAUGUGCUCUGAGUGUUGACAGGUACCGAGCUGUAGUAUCCUGGAAACGAAUCAAAGGCAUUGGGAUUUCAGUGUGGACAGCAAUCGAAAUAACUUUGAUAUGGGUUAUUUCUAUCAUGCUGGCUGUGCCUGAAGUUGUUGGCUUUGAUAUGAUAACAAUGGACUAUAAAGACAAGCAUCUGAGAGUAUGCCUGCUUCAUCCUAUGCAAACAACGCGGUUUAUGCAGUUUUAUAAAUCCUUAAAGGACUGGUGGCUCUUUGGCUUCUACUUUUGCAUGCCGCUGGCUUGGACUGCCGUCUUCUACACACUGAUGACCAGGAAAAUGCUGAGGAACACCGAGAAAACAUUAAGUGACUACACCAAGCAGAGGCGAGAAGUUGCAAAAACUGUCUUCUGCCUGGUGAUUGUGUUUGCGCUCUGUUGGUUGCCACUAUACCUCAGCAGAAUCUUGAAAUUAACCGUAUAUGAUCAGAAAGAUCCUAAUAGGUGUCAGCUACUGAGUGUCUUUCUUGUCCUGGACUAUUUUGGCAUGAAUAUGGCAUCACUCAACUCGUGCAUCAACCCUAUUGCAUUGUACAUAGUCAGCAAAAGAUUUAAGAGAUGUUUCAAGGCAUGUCUGUGCAGUUGGUGUCUACCUCAUCAAGUUGUUACCCAUGAUGAGGCGCAGUCUGUUUUGAAGUCCAGAACGCAGGAUCACGCCUCAGAGCAGAGCAGCAACAUCAAAGCUCACAAGCAGACUUCUACAUCUCUUCCCGUUAAAGAGAACACCUCACUGUGUUAA